Molecule: messenger RNA, 1725 nt
Organism: Cyphellophora europaea CBS 101466
Lineage: Eukaryota; Fungi; Ascomycota; Eurotiomycetes; Chaetothyriales; Cyphellophoraceae
Exons: 1
Coding region: 1-1725 (574 amino acids)
Source: RefSeq, a predicted model, not a curated record
AUGUCAUCGCCGAACACCAGUCCGGGCUACGACUGGAUGGCACUCCUUGGCCGUGACGCGCCCAAUGCGAUUCAUGACAGAUGCACGACCGAGUUGCCUCCACCGAAUAGCGAUGCCUCAACCCUUAGCAUCGCUUAUGUUGCCGAAGGAGGCGUGCAAUACCAAAUGCGCAGUGCUGAGUAUGUCGCCAGCCGUGUGAGCGACACGAUAGUAUCCAGGACCAAUCAAGCGGCCGACUACCAGAUGCAGGCAUUCGAUGCUGGUGUAUCUGGUUUCGAGCGGCUCUAUAACCAGCAGAAGCACAUCGUCGAAACCCAGGAAUCGCAAGUCAAGCUACAGCAGAAGGUCAUUGAGGAUCAGCAGACCCAAGCUGCUGCUCUCAGGAGCAGCGUGGAGAGCAUCCUUCCGCAGUUGAAAGAGUUGCAGGCUGGACCGCCAUCGAAGAAGCGCAGACACUCGGAGACGUCACAAGCCGACAGCGACAGUGACGACGCUGGUGGCACGUCUCGGAAGUCUCUGAAGACUAAGCUAUCCAGAAAAGUCGAGCUUAUGGGUCAAUUGCGCCGCAUCGAGGAUAAGGUUGAGAGCAAUCUUGCCGAACGCCAAACCAUGGACGUGAGACUUGACAACCUGUCAGCGGCGCUGGUGCAGGUCGAGAAUGUCACUGGUCUGUCUGACCACUACGUUAGAGAGAGCAUGGCUGGCAUCAAGAGGGCUCUCGCUGACAACAAACAUGCUGAGAAUGAGCAUGCAACGAUUUCUGCGGCCCUCGACACACUCAACACUCAGUACCAAGCCCUCAACGAAACGACCGAAGGCGUCAACGGCAAAUACAAAGGCCUCGUCAACGGAAUGACAGUAAUGGCGCAGCACAUGGACGAGAUCAGUGGAACGUCGCAAGCCACGACCAACAACACCUUCGCGAUGCGCUCCGACCUGGUCAUCAUCAAGUCAAAGCUGUCUAGUCUCGACAAUAGCGCAACUGAAGUCAACCAAGCACUCAUUACCCUCGACAAAAAGGUCGAUGACGUUAACGACAGCGUUACCGGCGUCCAAGAAGACCUUGCAGACGUGCAACAGGACGUCAAGGACUGUGGCGGCGGACAGGACGCCCUGUCCGAUGACAUGACCUCGAUGCGCGGGGAGGUGCGAGAGAUCAAAGCUAUGCUCACGGCUCUCAUGGCCGCCGUGAGACCUGGCGCUUGUCGUUCUGUCGGCCAUGCGGGGCCUCGAAAGCUGGAAGUGCAUGUUACGAUUAGCCUCGAGGGAGAGAUGCCCGGCGCGAAGCAGGAUUCCUUCGUUGCCGCGAUGGCCGUCAAUGUCGAAGAGUGCGCAUCUCUGCGCGAGCUGGAUGAGCGGAUGACCACGGAGCUGUAUCCGAGGAUUGUACGUGCAUUCGGUCUUGUGGAGGAGGAGCAGGAGGAAAGCAAGGAGGCCGAAGAUGACUCAGUAUGUUUCUACCACUACUUCGAGUUCCAUGGGGAUGCUGACGUUGCCGCCAAAGGUGAAGGAGGAGACGGGAUGGAUUUGCUUGAACUCGCCGACGAAGACGACUUCACCAGGUGGCGUGCAAGCAUGCUCGUGUACGGCGAUCGAGUGUUGAAGCUUGGCUGCCGUGGGGCCUUGACUGCGGAUGCUGAUAAAGCCGAGGAGUGGAGGGACGUUGGGAGGAAGGUGUCGUCCAUGGACAUGCGUGUGAGCCCAAAGAGAUUCUUUACGAACUAG